UUGCGUCCACUUCAACCGGGGGAAGAUGUCGCAGAACGGCGACUUUCCGUGGACGGUGGUCGUCCUCACCUGCCAACACAAAGACAGCGUGUACGCUUUCCAGAGAGAACUGGAGUUGCGGCAGAAACGCGGCACCUUGGCUGGGGAUGCGUUGCUUUUGACCGUGAGGGACCGUCAGGAGCCGCUGGGCAGCGGAGGGGCGACGCUGAACGCCCUGCUGGUCGCUGCUGAACACCUGAGCAGCAGAGCUGGACACACGGUGGUGACCGCCGACGUCCUGGAUGAUGCUCACAUCCUCAUCCUGCACACUGGCCGGGAUUUUCCCUGGAGCUCCUGCAGCCGAGCCUUCUGUUGGCUUCCCGAUGAGAAACCUGGGCAGAAAGUCCAGGCGCCGGUUUGUGUUCUGGAUCUCCUGCUGGACCGGCUCAGCACCCAGAUCUGUCCGGGUUCUCCUCCUGGAGUCUGGGUCUGCAGCACCGACAUGAUCCUCUCUGUCCCGAAAGACUUUGUUUUAUCCUGGGACGGGUUCUCUGGAGUUCGCGUGGUGGCGGUACCGGGCGACGUCUCGUACGCAGCUGAUCAUGGAGUCUACCUGAGCGACUCGCAGGGUCGGGUCCGCGACAUCCUCUACAGAGGAACCAGGGAGGAGAUCCAACGAGCCCUGAUGCCUGAUGGGAAAGUCCCGCUGGUGUCAGGCCCAGUCUUCUUCUGCAGGUCUGUCUCAGAGAAACUGCUGCAGGCUCACGUCAGUCCUCCCCUGGACGGCUGCACCUACCUGGGCCUGGACUCUGGAGCUCCGCCCCUGCAGAUCUCCCUCUUCUUGGACGUGUUGAAGUGUCUCUGCUCAGAUUUGACCCAGGAUCAGUUUGUGAAUGAGGGGAGAGCAGGCUGCAGUCCCACAGACGGUCCCCAGGGGGCGACUGUGAGGGCGGGCAGGGCGGAGCUGUGGAGGAUCCUGAGAGGAGCCCCACUCUCACUGGUGUACGUCCCCGGCGGUCGCUAUGACUACCUGACUCUGUCCGGGAAGCAGCACGUCGACCGUCUGACCUCUGAUUGGACAGGUGGAAACACUCUGUCCCACAUUCAGAAUGAGAGCCUGCUCAGUAAAGGAGCUCGGAUCAUCAACACGGUUCUGGACGGAGACGUUGCCGUGGCGACCCGGGCGGUGGUGCAACACUGCCACCUGCAGGGUCCUCUGGACGUCCCGUCCGGUUGUUUGCUCUCAGGCGUAGACGUCUCGGCGUCAGCUUGCCUCAGGCGGCUUGCGCUCAGCAGUGACAUCAUCAUCCAGGGACACUGGAUUCAGCUGGGGGAGCUGAAGCUAAACGUCUACACGGUGACCGGCUCUCACGACGACCUGCAGGUUCCCUUUAAUGACAGCGGCGCCUCCUUCCUCAACCAGACCUGGACUGUUUUCUUCAGCUCCUCAGGAAUACAGCCGGAGGAGCUGUGGGUGAAAGGAGAACAGUGCUCCCUCCUGGAGGCUCGACUUUUCCCGGUCCUCCACCCCAGAGGGGGCACUGUGGGCCUUGAGGGAGGAGUGGGCUGGCUGCUGGGGGGUCCAGGCUGCCUGCAGACAUGGAGGGAGGCGUGGAGAGUCUCUCUGAGGGAGGUGCUGUCACUCACCCACCAGGAGGCGGAGCUCCGGUGGAGGGAGGAGUUGCUAUUCCUGGCAGGGAGGAGGAGAACCGCCAACGCCCUGCGGAGUCGCACCGACGUCUGUCUGCUGCCUUGCUUCAGGGCGGCAGUGCAGGGAGGCCAGCAGGGGGCGCUACUGGAGACUCUGGACAGCAUUGCUGCUGGAAGUGUGGAGUCGGGGGCGGAGCCAGGAGCUCAGGUGGGCGUGGCUGCCCGCUGUCUCUCAUGCAUCGCUGACGUUCUGGUGUGCAUGGCGGGCAGUGAGGGGGGCCUGAGGAGCGGUCCAGCUGCUAACAAGGCCUGGCGCUCCGCCUACUUCCUGUUGGAGGAGGGGAACUUGAGGGAAGGAGUUUAUGCUCUUGCUGCACAGCGACAGCUCUGGCUGAGCAGGCCAGACCUGCUUGUACGGGCGGCUCGACACUAUGAGGGCGCCGGCCAGGUGCUGCUCCGGCAGGCUGUGAUGUCAUCCCAGAGGUUCAUCUCCAUUGGACAGGGGGAGGCCCCGCCUAUCGGGGAGUGGCAGGAAGUAGAGUGUCCAGCCAGACUGGACCUGGCAGGGGGCUGGAGCGACACGCCACCAAUCGCCUUCGAGCACGGAGGAUCGGUGACGAACGUCGCUGUGAAGAUCGACGGGAAACGUCCAAUCGGAGCCAGAGCCCGUCGCAUUGUGAAACCCCACAUCCUAUUGGUCAGCUGCAGCGGUGGGCGGGGCAGCGGCGCGUCCACAGAGACAGUCUGUGAGAGCCUGGAUGACCUGAGGGACUACAGCCAGCCUCACGCUCCGGGAGCUCUGCUGAAGGCAGUCUGUGUGUGCAGUGGUCUGGUGUCUCUGUCCUCCCAGCAUCCUCUGGGGCAACAGCUGAUGCAGAGCUGGGGUGGAGGGUUGGAGCUGCACAGCUGGUCGGAGCUGCCGACCGGAUCCGGUCUGGGUACCAGCAGCAUCCUGGCGGGGGCGCUGUUGGCAGCGGUCUACAGGUGUACAGGCCGGACGUACGACACAGACUCCCUGAUCCACGCGGUCCUGUACCUGGAGCAGAUUCUCACCACAGGUGGCGGCUGGCAGGACCAGGUGGGCGGUCUGGUGGGCGGAGUCAAGGUGGGUCGUUCCAGAGCGUCUCUGCCCCUGCAGGUGGAGGUGGAGCGUCUGAGUCCUCCGCAGGAGUUCCUGAUGUCUCUGGAGCAGCACCUCCUGCUGGUUUACACCGGAAAGACGCGUCUGGCUCGAAACCUGCUGCAGGAUGUGGUCCGCAGCUGGUACAGCCGUCUUCCGGCGAUGGUUGAGAACGCCCAGCAGCUGGUGUCCAACUCUGAGGAAUGCGCUAAAUCCUGUUCAGAAGGUUCUCUGCCCCGGCUGGGUCGGUGUUUGGACCGCUCGUGGCAGCAGAAGAAGCUAAUGGCUCCAGGAUGCGAGCCGGCCUCCGUCAGAACCAUGAUGGAGGCUCUGAGGCCGCUGGUUCUGGGUCAGAGCCUGGCAGGAGCCGGAGGCGGCGGCUUCCUGUACCUGCUGACCAGGGAGCCCCGACAGCAGGAGGCGGUUCUGAAGACCCUCAGGAACACGCCGGGUUUGGGAGAUUUCAGCGUUCACUCAGUGGAGCUGGAUAUGGAGGGAAUCGUGAUCCGGCCGCCGUCCGUUACACAACCAGCAGAAAAAUGAAGAUUUUUCACUCAAUCUGGCGUCACUUUAAAUAAUCACUCUAAUUUUUGAUUGAGACUCUUCGCAGUCUGACAUGGAUGGUAGAUUUGUUGGACUUGAAACAAUCAUAUUGAUUGUUCUCACCUGUUGAAACUAACUGUAUUUUAUUAUAUAAUUUUAUUUUGCAUAUUUUAGAGGUGUGUUUGCUCCAAAUCAUUGAAUAAAUCACAGUUUUCACUUUUUGUAUAUCUACUUUGGUACCUUUAAAAGUAAUGCAUAAAGUUUGGGUUGUUUUCUCAUAUUAUUCUUUGUUUUCUCAGGA
Poeciliopsis prolifica (blackstripe livebearer) is the source of this 3593-nucleotide messenger RNA. Its product is annotated as L-fucose kinase. Gene Ontology annotation, molecular function: fucokinase activity; ATP binding. NCBI's taxonomy places the organism in Eukaryota, Metazoa, Chordata, Actinopteri, Cyprinodontiformes, Poeciliidae. The transcript has 23 exons. Gene Ontology annotation, biological process: GDP-L-fucose salvage. The coding region runs from base 26 to 3292 and encodes 1088 amino acids. The record is from RefSeq and is a predicted model, not a curated record.